Molecule: messenger RNA, 1530 nt
Organism: Rhododendron vialii
Lineage: Eukaryota; Viridiplantae; Streptophyta; Magnoliopsida; Ericales; Ericaceae
Product: putative oxidoreductase C1F5.03c
Exons: 2
Coding region: 36-1274 (412 amino acids)
Cellular component (GO): cytoplasm
Molecular function (GO): oxidoreductase activity
Source: RefSeq, a predicted model, not a curated record
UCAUCCCACAUUAGAAGAAUCCGUGACGUAAAGAGAUGUUGGUGACGUCACUACUCGUCUUUCCCAACCCACCACCAGUUCAAAUUCGACGCUCCAAAAUCUCCACCGCCACCGUAAUUCGAUCUUCGCAACCAUCGAUGGCGGAGGAGCAGCAGCGGAGACGAGUUGUGGUCUGCGGUGGCGGAGUCAUCGGCGUCUGCACCGCGUACUUCCUCGCCGAGAAGGGCGCCGCCGUCACCCUCAUCGAGCAAUCCUCCAUCGCGUGCGCCGCCUCCGGAAAAUCCGGCGGCUUCCUCGCCCUCGACUGGUGCGACGGGGGUCCCCUCUCCUCCCUCGCCCGCGCCAGCUUCAACCUCCACCGCUCCCUCGCUCAGCAACUCGACGGGCCCCAAUCCUACGGCUACCGUCCCCUCACCGCCCUCAGCCUCUCCCUCACCGAACCCUUUAGCCAGACCAUCAACCCAACCCACCCCUUACCUUCUUGGGUCGAUGGUCGGGCUAAAAAUCCUAGGGUUAUAGGGACCACUGAGACAAUUGCGCAAGUGCAGCCUGAGUUGUUUACUAAGACGGUGUUGGCGAGGGCGGUGGGGGAUUACGGGGUGGAGGUGGUGAAGGGGAAGGUGGAGAGGGUGGAGGUGCAGGGAGGGAGGGUUAAGGGUGUGGUUGUGGAGGAGGGAGGGAGGAGAGUCGGUGGGGACGCGGUAAUUUUGGCCAUGGGGCCGUGGUCUGGAAAGUUUGAGCUGUUGUCGUCAAUUUUUCGAGUGUAUGGGCUGAAGGCACAUAGUGUGGUGUUGGAGCCAAGGGAUCCCAGUGCGAUUUCGGGUCAUGCAUUGUUUCUGAGUUAUUAUCCUGGUGGGGGAGGGAAGGCUUUGGAUCCUGAGGUUUACCCUCGUCCUACAGGGGAGGUUUAUGUUUGUGGAAUGUCGGCUGAAGUUGAGAUGCCGGAUGAUCCAGAACAGGUGGUGGGAAACCCCGAUUCAAUUGCAAUGCUUAAAAGGGUCGCAAAGACUGUUUCAAGCCAUUUAGCUGAAGAAGCGACGGUGAAAGUAGAGCAAGCUUGCUUCUUGCCAUGUACGGAUGACAGUCUGCCAAUAAUUGGGGAGGUUCCAGGCGAGAAGGGAUGUUAUGUUGCGACAGGGCACAGUUGUUGGGGCAUUCUAAAUGGACCGGCAACUGGGGCUGCUGUUGCUGAACUUGUGGUGGAUGGUGAAGCUAGCAUUGUUGAUCUGAGCCCAUUUAGUCCGGCCAGGUUCAUUGGUGGAAGGAAACGAUAGAUGUAACUUUCCCAAAAAUGGAAGGGCAGGACAAAAACGACAGAAAAAAUAUAGCAUAGUGUUGUUGUGUAAUACUCAAUCUCAAAACGGCUGUUCCAAUUGUUCAGGUACUCUUUCUUUUCUGAUGGAUGUAAAUUUUGUACCAAUUGUUCAGGUACUCUUUCUUUUCUGAUGGAUGUAAAUUUUGUACAAAUUAAGUUAUGAGAAGAUGUAGAACUGGACUCUAAAUAAAUGGUUCAUUUUUUUGUUGUACAAA